AUGAAAGUCGUCAAACCUUCUUCAUUUGUGCCAAUAGAAUGGCUUUGGGAUUAUAAAGAGGAUGAGAAGGAUAUUCAUGUGGUUGAUCCUGUGGACAAGAGUACCGUGGUGUUUGGCAUCUUCAUAAUAGACAAGUUUGCAAAAGACUCCGAUAAACAACUUCAGCAACUAAUACGGAAGGUUGAAACUGAUUUUGCGAUUUGGAAUGAUUACUAUCCGUGGUCAGAGUACAAUGGGAUUUCUUUGAGCUUGGAGAAGUUGGAGAAUGAAAUGCCGUUUAUCUAUGGCCAACUUUGCGCUGAGAACAAUGUCAGCAGGGAAGAAAAAGUGCUGUUAGGCCUGCUCAUCAUGCUAUCAAAAAGACUGGAUCCGCAGAUGUUCAUUCGUGUCCGUGAUACUGACGGUGACUUUAUUAUGAAUGAGAUUAGCGAGGCACUGCCGAAGGAAUACGAGUUUCCAGUCGCCUGCAAUCGAUUGUGGUUAAACUGCGGAAAGAUGAAGCUUAUACCCUUAGAAGAAUCAUGUAGCGAUGGUCUACGGCCGCUUGAGGCGCUACGAUUUCUUGAAGAUUCAGCGUUCAAGCUGCUCGAUGUUGACACACUUAGUAAUGGCGCGAUCGUCAAGAUGACUGCUAACUUUCCAAACGAUGUACUUUCACGGCUAGUGAAGCUUCAAUUGGUCAUAGAAAAUGAGAAGCACCGUCAGAUUUUAGUGGAAAACCCGCGCCUAAUCAGCUUUCUUUUAAAAAGCUUGAUUGAUGAGGAGUUAUCGGUUACCGAUCAGGUAUCAGGAAAUAACGAUGGGUCUAUCGAACUGCUUGUUUCGGAAGAGCAUGCUGACCUAAUUCCUUACUUCUUUGAAGCCAAAGGCCUCAGGAAGGACACAACGUUGAUACCUAUUCUGUGUGGAAGGGCCAUAUCAGAUGUGAUGGAAAAACUGCUACGGAAUCGCACCAUAGUGGUCGAGGAUGAACGAACUGUUAAGGCAAUAAGAGAGGGAUCUUUAUUGGAUUUAACGAAUUUCCGUCCUGCCUCGAUCGAUCUGGCGCUAUCAACAGGCGAAGAUGUCGACUUGACUAAGGACUUGCUGGAGAACCUGCAAAAUCUCCUCGAUGGCGAGGUUAAAAUUGAAGACAGCCUGGAUUUUGAUAAUUCUGAUGAGGAUGCUAGUGAAGAUCUCGAUGAAGGUUGUAGGAAAUAUUUCGAAGACGAGGGGAUUGAUAUAGACGAGGAUGAUUUUCUCGAGUUUUUUCUCAAAGAGGGUCUGAAGCUGGAUGAUGAUAUGAUUGGCGAAUUACGAGCCGACUCAGUGCGGUAA
Torulaspora globosa is the source of this 1317-nucleotide messenger RNA. RefSeq lists its product as uncharacterized. Gene Ontology annotation, cellular component: nucleus. The transcript has a single exon. Lineage: Eukaryota; Fungi; Ascomycota; Saccharomycetes; Saccharomycetales; Saccharomycetaceae. The coding region runs from base 1 to 1317 and encodes 438 amino acids. The record is from RefSeq and is a predicted model, not a curated record.